Molecule: messenger RNA, 1786 nt
Organism: Melanaphis sacchari
Lineage: Eukaryota; Metazoa; Arthropoda; Insecta; Hemiptera; Aphididae
Product: tether containing UBX domain for GLUT4
Exons: 10
Coding region: 211-1713 (500 amino acids)
Molecular function (GO): protein binding
Source: RefSeq, a predicted model, not a curated record
UAAACCUUGACCGUUGCCCAUACCGUCCACACCACUACAAUCAUAAUAAAUUAUUACUCGUGCUUUGAAGGAUAUAAACUGAAUUAUGCAAAAAAACGUCAAUUGCGGUGUAAAGAAGAUUCUUCAGUUUUCCUCUACAGUCUACACCUUGACAUAAAUAAUCUAUAGAAUUCAGUAUAAUUUGAUUGCAUUGCUACUUCUAAUUUGAAAAUGGCUACAAAUUUAGUAGUAUUAGGUGAAAAUGCUGCUAGAAUUAACGUGAAAGUUAAUCCAAAUAUGACUGUUCUUAAAGUAAUAGAAUUAGCCUGCACGAAAAUGAAAGCAAACAGCAAUGAUUUUGAUUUAAAAUAUCACAACAAAAUAUUAGAUACAACAAGUCUAAUCAGAUUUACAAAUAUUUCCAACAAUGCCUUAUUGGAAUUAGUACCUGCCACAAAAUCUAGGGAAAAUAGUUCUGUUGGUAUAUGGUUACAAUUAGAAGAUGGAUCUAGAUUAUCUGGUGAAUUUCCAUCUAGCCAAAAUCUAUUGAAAAUCAUACAGAUAUUGUUGAAGGACAAAUUUUCUAACUAUGAAAGUCCAGCUAUAAUUUAUACAAGAAUGGAAAUAAUUGGUAAAGAACAAUUGCAGCAGAAAACAUUAAAAGACAUUGGACUAGUUAGUGGCAAAGCCUUGUUAAGAUUACUUAAUAAAAAAGAAUUCGAAGACCAAGCUCAUAUAUAUGUACCUGCAGCAAGAAAACCAAAACUUGAAGAACCUCCUAAAGUCUUAGAUCGUAAAGAAAUAAGCACAAUUAAUGCAUUACCAAAUGCUGAAUUUUCAAAUGUUAUGGCAACAAGUCCACAAGAGACGAAAGAUAUUGAAACAAAUACUAAUGAUACAGUUGAAAAAUCUGAGCCUAUAAAUAUGUCAACAUAUCAAAAAAACCUUGAUAAUGACCCUAAAGCAAAAGAUAGCAAUAAAAAGCCUACUCUUAGUAAUGAAGAUCUCAAUAAUUUUAAAAACUCUAUAUCUUAUUUAGAUGAACGGGAUACAUUGUUAUUUAAUAUUAUGGAUGGUACUUCAGUGUUGUAUCAAGAUGAAGGUGAUGAUUUCUUUCAACCUACUAUAAAAGAUGUUACUCUUGUACUAAGAGAUUUGAAAAAAUCACGGGCUCAAUUAGAAGAUGGCCAACUGUGUACAAGUGCAAUGCGAGAAUUAGAAAAGACUCAAAACCAACUAAAUUUAUUACAUAAAUACAAAAAAUGUAUUAUCAGAAUACAUUUUCCAAACAGAUUAGUGUUACAAACUAUAUUCAAAUCAACUGAAACUGUAUUAGAUGUAAUAAAUUUUAUUCGAAAAUAUCUUAUUGAUGAGUCUUUAAACUUUAGUUUGUUUACGACACCUCCUAAGACUAUUUUGAAACCCGAAGAAACAUUAUUGGAAUGUGGAUGUGUACCAUCAGCAAUGAUACAUUUUUCUAGCGAUAUGGAAACUGAUCAAUUAAAACCUGAACUUAAACAGAAAAUUGUAUCUGGGUGUCAAGCUUCAAUAGCUGCUUAUCUUGUGAGAAAAGAAAGAAUUCCAAACUCUACACAUAAUGACACUUUAUAUAAUGAACAACCAGGGACAAGUAAACAAUCAGAGAAUCAAAAUACUAAAACGGCUGUUUUUACUAAACAAAAUAAAACUACAGCAAAUAGUGGAAAGACACCUAAAUGGUUUAAGCCGGUAUGAAAAUUAAAGUAAAAUCACAAACUACAAAUUAUGUUUAAAUUACUUAAUUAUAAUUUAUUGAUGUAUAAUUAUA